CAGGACAGAUCUGCCAGCAGUUCCACCAUGUCAGAUAGUGACUUCGGGGAGGAUGAUGGGAGCAGUUGUCAGGAUCCGUUACAGCCUGGCAAGAGGAAACGGAGGGGCAAUCUUCCAAAGGAGUCAGUGAAGAUUCUCCGGGAGUGGUUAUACGAACACAGGUUCAAUGCGUAUCCAUCAGAACAAGAGAAACUCAGCCUUUCUGGACAGACAAACCUCUCUGUUCUUCAGAUCUGUAACUGGUUCAUCAACGCCAGGCGAAGGCUCCUACCUGACAUGCUGCUAAAGGACGGGAAGGACCCCAACCAGUUCACCAUUUCUCGCCGAGGUGCCAAAGCUGGUGACGUGGCGCUGCCCCGUGGAGCGGCCACAAACCCCGGACUCUUGAUGGUGCCCCCUGCUGCCGCCACAUCCUCCUCUUCCUCCUCCAAGGUGCUGUCCAUGCCCGUGUGCCCCCCCAUGAUCUGCCAUGCCGCACGGCCGCUUGCUGGAAACGUGACUGUGAUGACGAGCGAGCUGGAGAACCGUCCGGCCUUCCAGCGGGUGGAGCUGGAGCCUCACCCCAAGCAGCCGCAGCUGAGCACGACGGGCAGCACCCUGGCUCUCCUGUCCAGGGCAGAGGCGGCCAGUCCCACCAGCGGACUCUUCAACACGCCGCCCCCCACCCCUCCGGAGCUCUUUGGCGAGGACUUCAGCAGCUUCCAGCUCUUGGUGGAAGUGGCUCUCCAAAGGGCCGCCGAGCUUGACUCGCAGAGGCUGAGCGGGCAGCUGCCGCCAUCGCUGCAGAAAGAGCCCUCCGCUCCUGCCCUUUCCAGAAAAGCCAAGUAGCCGGCUGCUUCCUCUAGCUCCUCUUGGAGCCUCUCCUUUCCUUCCUCCCAGGGUUAGUUUUCUCGUGGGCCUCUGCCACCAGGGCCCUCUCGACCAGAUGUUAAUGCUGUGACACGGCUCACUCUCAACCAGCAGCCUGGCUCAUCUGGGAAGCAAGCCGCUUGACUUUCCUCCAACCAGGCUUCCCACCCCCCACUCCCCUCCAAGGAGGGCACAACCCACCCUCCUUUGGUUAGCAUUGCCCUUUGGACCCUGCUGGCAUCCCCCCUUUCAGCCACAUGGAGGACACUGUCUGUCCAGGGUGUGUGUGUG
This is a messenger RNA of Elgaria multicarinata webbii, 1140 nucleotides long. RefSeq names its product TGFB induced factor homeobox 2 (gene TGIF2). The transcript has 2 exons. Lineage: Eukaryota; Metazoa; Chordata; Lepidosauria; Squamata; Anguidae. Gene Ontology annotation, molecular function: DNA-binding transcription repressor activity, RNA polymerase II-specific; RNA polymerase II cis-regulatory region sequence-specific DNA binding. Gene Ontology annotation, biological process: negative regulation of transcription by RNA polymerase II. The record is from RefSeq and is a predicted model, not a curated record. Bases 28 to 828 code for a protein of 266 amino acids.